Messenger RNA from Penicillium diatomitis, 207 nucleotides. RefSeq lists its product as uncharacterized. The coding region runs from base 1 to 207 and encodes 68 amino acids. The record is from RefSeq and is a predicted model, not a curated record. The transcript has a single exon. NCBI's taxonomy places the organism in Eukaryota, Fungi, Ascomycota, Eurotiomycetes, Eurotiales, Aspergillaceae.
AUGCUGAUGAUAGAGGAGGAAGAGGAGGAAGAGGAGGAAGAGGAGGAAGAGGAGGAAGAGGAGGAAGAGGAGGAAGAGGAGGAAGAGGAGGAAGAGGAGGAAGAGGAGGAAGAGGAGGAAGAGGAGGAAGAGGAGGAAGAGGAGGAAGAGGAGGAAGAGGAGGAAGAGGAGGAAGAGGAGGAGGUGGAAGAGGAGGAUUUGAACUGA